Messenger RNA from Pocillopora meandrina, 348 nucleotides. The record is from the annotation of a GenBank genome assembly. Lineage: Eukaryota; Metazoa; Cnidaria; Anthozoa; Scleractinia; Pocilloporidae.
AUGUUCAUUAAGAAACACGCAAGUACAGUGCUUCAUGUUUAUUGGACUGGUGUUCUACGAAUUGCGUCAUGCAAUUCGUGUUGCAAACGCUGGUAUUUCACCUUCAAUGGCGCUGAGUGUUCUGGACCCCUAACAAUUGAUGGUCUCGUUUAUAUAGGCAGUGGAAAAAGUCAAGAUCUUCAUCGCGUCGACAACAUUGAGGGCCACUGCAGUAACAUCCACAAAGGCAAGGUACGCGUUGGGUUCUGGGUCGGUAAUUGCCCAGGAUAUGGAAGCGUGGAUGCCUACACAGGCUGGAAUUCAGUUUCCCGGAUCUUUAUCGAGGAAGUUCCUAAGCCACAAUCUUAG